AUGACCAAAUUGUUCACAGAAGAGGAGGUCAUACAGUUAUGUCAGGCCAUCCGCUCCCAUCCUUCGCUCUACGACCCGGCCGACCCCAACUUCGGCAAAAGCCUGCCGAAUAAGCUGGUCUGGGAGAGUAUAGCAAAGCAAUUCGAGAAGAAGAAUUUUACAGGUGAGUGUAUUUUGGUUUUUUUUUAUUUGAUUUUUAGAAGAUUUGGAGAGCAAUUUGGAAAUUUUGUUUGCUUUUUUGUCGAUAAAAUUGAUUUUGUCUCAAUUUUUUCGAUUUGUUCUGACGGAUUUCGAUGAAAUUUCGUAUCACUUUCGAAUAAAAUUUUUCACGACAUUUUUUUGGCGUUUUAUUUGCAGAAAACAUCAAGAUUUUUUUGGUCGGAAAUUGAAAAAAGCACAUUUUCUUCAAAUAUUUUCUUUUUCGUUUCAGCCGACGAUGUGAAGCUAAAAUGGAAAAACCUCCGCGACACGAUGGCCUUAUUGCUCCGCAAAUCCAACCGAGAUCCCAACACAUGGCGCUUCUACGAGCACUGCUGCUUCCUGAACAAUUACGAGCGCCCACAACGGCGGAAUCACCGGAAAAACCCGCUGCAGCUGAAGACCGCCGACACGGAACCCAAACAGCCGAAACUGGCGACCACCACGACGCCCGAGCAGUUCCUCGCCAACAACAACACGAUGCUGAUGACGGCGAUGAAGCUGCACAACGAAAGCAGCAACGACUCGAUCCUGUCGAACAUCCAGCAGCGCCUGAACAGCCAAAUGCUGUUGCCGAACACGACGACGGCGAGCGUCAUGUCCACGAUUCCGACGCCGCAGCCGCAACGGCCCGUCGCCACCGUGAUGGCGGCCAAGGAAGAGACGCCCGCGGCGCGGCACGCCCCACUCACCGAAGAAUCGCCGCCCAUGUGCGCCGAGGACUCGAGCUCCCGGGAACCGUUCAGUUUCGAUGAGGCUUCGAGGGACUCAAUCCUGCUGCAGCAGUUGGCCUCCCAGAACCCAACGUUGCUGGCAACGCCGCUGAGCGCGCACAGUCAUUUGCCGAGAUUGCCAAGUCAGCCGAGUUUUGUUCAGUCGACGCCGACCAGAGAUCUUUAUGAUGUGUUUGGUAAGUUCGAGUUUUGUUGUUUGUUUUUUCUGAGUUUAGAGAAAAUGGAAAUGGAUGAAAAUUAGAUGAAUCUGGUCUUUUUUAUUUGGAUUUGGGCUAUGUAUCAGUGUGUCGGGAAAAUAAUGGGGAAUCUGUCGCAAAAUCGCCGCCGAGAAAAUGAAUUGUGUCGCGGCAAAAUCAAAUUGCUUUUCACUUCAACGCCACGAACGGCGCAGCGACAUUGUCCUUAUUAUUUUCCAGAUAGACUGGUAAAAUACCAAAUUUUUUCAAUUUAUUGCGCUCCUUUUUCAUGUCAGGCGAAAGAACGUCAUUUUUGAUUCUAAAAAUCCGAAAAAAAUCGAAUUUCUGACAAAGGUCAACCUAAGAGUUUUGGUGGUUGCUGAAAAUUGUGAGAUGAAAAUUUCGGGGGUCCUUAGAAAUUUCGAAUUUGCACCAACUUUCGGCUAAAUCGGAGCGCAAAAAAUCUUCGAAAAUAAAAAAAAUUGUGUUUAGGGCAAAAAAAUUGCUUUUUGGCCACUUUUAAGCCAAAAAUUUUGGUAAUUUCUGAAAAGCGCGAGCUAAAAAUUUCGAGAAAAUAAUGAGCGCAGUGAAGCGAAAAAGAAUUUGAUUUUGCCGCGACACUGUUCGUUUUCUCGGAGGCGAUACGAUUUUUGAUGCGACAGAGUGCUCAUUAUUUUCCCGACAGACUGAUACUCAAAAUUCGCUCAAAAAUCGCAAAUUUUUUUUUGGAAACGAAAGAAAGUAGGAAAUUCUUAUUUUUUUCUCCUAAUCCCUUCCAUUUUGCAGGCGAAGAGACGGCGAUGAGGUUGCGCGCGAUCGACUCGAGCGGCGACCGCGCCCUCUUCCUGAAGGCGCGCCGCAGCAUCAACAACGCGCUGGAAGAGGCGGAAAUGGAGAUGAACAACCGCAGCCGUCAGUCCCAUUAA
Messenger RNA from Bursaphelenchus xylophilus (pine wood nematode), 2034 nucleotides. The record is from the annotation of a GenBank genome assembly. Lineage: Eukaryota; Metazoa; Nematoda; Chromadorea; Rhabditida; Aphelenchoididae.